Molecule: messenger RNA, 5432 nt
Organism: Mugil cephalus (flathead mullet)
Lineage: Eukaryota; Metazoa; Chordata; Actinopteri; Mugiliformes; Mugilidae
Product: phosphatidylinositol-binding clathrin assembly protein-like
Exons: 19
Coding region: 784-2511 (575 amino acids)
Biological process (GO): synaptic vesicle budding from presynaptic endocytic zone membrane; clathrin coat assembly; clathrin-dependent endocytosis
Cellular component (GO): clathrin-coated vesicle; synaptic vesicle; clathrin-coated pit
Molecular function (GO): 1-phosphatidylinositol binding; clathrin heavy chain binding; phosphatidylinositol-4,5-bisphosphate binding
Source: RefSeq, a predicted model, not a curated record
GAGGGAAGGAAGGAGUGGGGGAGGAUAGGAGACUGAUAGACUGAUACAGGAGCUGUGGCCUGGACGCAUCCAGCCUGACGCGGGCUUCACUGGACCAGAGGAGACACACUGAGCCCGGAUCUCACACCAGGACUCGGGAUUUUAUCUUCUUUCUUUUAAAAAAAGGGGGACCAUGUGGUUCGGUUCGGGUCCUGCGGGGAGCGGGUGCUGAGUCGUGGAGAUGCUGCAGAGAUUCUCUGGACUCACAUCCACAUCCAGGACUCCGGGAUUCAGACGCGUCAUCGCGCUGCUUCUGUUUCAGGGACACGUUCUGGUUUCAGCGUUUUAUUAGAGGCGGCUUCCUCCUUUAUUUAUUCCUUUAUUUAUUCGUUUAUUUAUUUAUUUAUUUAUUUAUUCAUUUAUUUAUUUGUUGGAGGCGGAUUCUGCUGCUCGGGUUCAUCGGCUGAAUCUUAAAAGCUUCUCUGGAUGUGAGCGACGCAUGAAUUCUCAAACCAGAUCCUCGUCGGUGAACGCUGCUGUCCUCCUCCACCUCCUCCUCCUCCUCCUCCUCCUCCUCCUGCUGCCUCUGCUCAGACGGCCGAUUCUCGCAGAGGGCACUACCCUCCUCCUCCUCCUCCACCUCCUCCUCCUCCUCCACCUCCUCCUCCUCCCCGCCGCUAAAGACAUUUUGAUCGUCCUCCCCGGCUCCCCCAUCACUCCGCCUGCCUCCUCCUCAUCAUCCACCGCCGCCACCUCCUCCUCCUCCUCCUCCGCCUCCUCCUCCUCCUCCUCCUCCUCCGUACCAUGUCGGGGCAGACUUUGACGGACCGGAUCGCCGCCGCGCAGCACAGCAUGACCGGCUCUGCCAUCAGCAAAGCCGUGUGCAAGGCCACGACGCACGAAGUCAGCGGACCCAAGAAGAAGCACCUUGACUACCUGAUCCACUGCACCAACGAGCUCAACGUCAGCAUCCCACAUCUGGCAGAUACGUUACUGGAGCGCACGGCCAGUAACAGCUGGAUCGUAGUGUUCAAGGCCCUGAUCACCACACACCACCUCAUGAUGUACGGCAACGAGAGAUUAAUGCAGUACCUCGCCUCCAGAAACACGCUCUUCAACCUCAACAACUUCCUCGAUAAGGCCGCGCUACAAGGGUACAACAUGUCCACCUUCAUCAGACGCUACAGCCGCUACCUGAACGAGAAAGCGAUGUCCUACAGACUCGCAGCGGUGGACUUCACCAAGAUGAAGAGAGGAGCUGAUGGUGUGAUGAGAACCAUGAACACAGAGAAGCUGAUCAAGACUCUGCCGGUGAUUCAGAACCAGCUGGACGCUCUGCUGGACUUCCAGCCUAACUCUAACGAGCUGACUAACGGGGUGAUAAACACAGCCUUCAUGCUGCUCUUCAAAGAUUCCAUACGGUUGUUUGCUGCGUAUAACGAAGGCGUCAUCAACAUGUUGGAGAAAUACUUCGACAUGAAGAAGAACCAGUGCAAGGAGGCGCUGGAGCUCUACAAGACGUUCCUGAGCAGGAUGACCAAACUGUCCGAGUUCCUGAAAGUGGCCGAGCGAGUUGGGAUAGAUCAGGGCGACAGCCCCGAUCUCACACAGGCUCCCAACACUCUCCUGGAGGCUCUGGAGCAGCAUCUAGCCUCCCUGGAGGGCAGGAAGCUCAAGGACCUGUCCAGCACCAGCAGAUCCAGCACCUUGUCCAGCGCAGUGUCGUCUCUGUCCAGCGCUGGGAUUUCUCUCAGCCGCAUGGACGACAAGACGGAGGACAACCGGCUGCAGCACAAGGAGGACGGUCAUAAAGUGAUGGACAUCCAGACUCCCAACGCGUCCCCCAGCGCUCAGUCCGUGGGCAGCGCCAACAGCAGCGGGGGGGCAACAGACCUGUUCUCCAGCUCCCCCAUCGUACCCAUCAGCAACCAUGUGCCAAACCUCAGCAGUGAGCUGUUCACCCUGCAGCCCAGCUUCACCCCCAUCCAGACCACACACACUGUGCCCAACAACAACAACGCCUGGGGAGGUGACCUGCUGAAGCCGUCCCCGCCCACUCAGAUCCACAGCCCCGGAGCCCCGUUGCACUCUGGGAAAAUGCUGCCCAGCGACUUGGACUCUUCGUUAGCGAACCUCGUGGGCAAUCUGCAGUUUGGGGGGACGCCAGCGAAAAAGCCAGAGCUGCAGUGGAGUCAGCUGGUGGAGAAGAAGCCCACGGGAGGAAGUGGCUGGCAGUCAAAGACCAUGUGCACCAGCACCAACUGGACCCACACCACCCAUCCCAUGGCGCCUGCCCCCAUGCCCGUCCCUCAGAUGAACGGGAUGAUCUAUACUGGCUACGCUCCAGCACCAGUGGCUUUUCCUAUGACGACACCCCAAGUGCCUGUGUAUGGGAUGCUUCCUCCUCAGAUGAGCCAUCAGAUGGGGGGGGUUCCCAUGAUGCCCCCGCAGCCUGUCAUGUACAACCAGCCCGUCCUGAGACCCACCAACCCCUUCGGACCCAUCCCGGGAACUCAGAUGCACUUCAUGUAGGGAGGACGUCGUAACCAUGGCAGCAAAGCUGGAGGAAGAGAUGGAGAGACGGUCGGCGGCAAAACCCAGAACCAAAUCCAGUGCAGGAGGAAGAGAAGAGACGGCGAAGGGCCGGGAGGAGGAGGACGGAGGGGAGAGGAGGAAGGGUAGAGGACCAGAGGACGGACAGAAGACGUCUCCUGACCCUCUAGUCUGUCCUCUCUCCACGUUGGACGCUGGUCUCUCCGAGUCUUCUCUCCUGCCGGGGCAUCAAUCCCACUCAUCCUCUGAUUUGCCGGUUCAAGCGACGACGUCCUGUGAAGACACUACAAAGACAUGUCCCCCCUCGUCCCCCCGUCCCAAUAUAGACUCCCUGUAUAAAAGUCCCCCCACCCACGUCCGUCUCCGUCCCCCCCCCCCCCUCCCCCGAGUCUAACUCGGAGGAAACGUCUCUUUCUCUGAUUGGAUUUGCUGGCACUUUACACUUUAUGUGAACUCUGCCAAGUAUUCGUGUGUCGGUGACGUGACCCCGUUCAGAUCGGCCCCCGUUCGUCCGUCGCCCGCCGUCGAUUUGAACGAGUGCGUGUCCCCCUUUUUUUCUACGUGUCCACAUCACAUCACAUCACAUCACACUCCCGAGUCUUUUUACGAGAGUCCGUUCGUUCCCCGUUUGCCAAUGUGACGUCCUGAGGGGACGUUUGUGUGUGGAUGGACUUCGUGUCGGUGGUUUUAUUUCUCUAAUCUCUGUCGGUACCUGAUGUCACGGUCGUGUCGCCGGGUACCAACGUGUUUCUGCACUGGAACUAACUGAUGAAAGCACUGAGCCGGACCCGGGCGCCCGGAUGUAAACUCACCUCUCACACUGACUUUGCUACUUGGGGACGUUCUGUUCACACUGUGUGUUUCAUUUAUUGGUUUUUCCUCCUCUACAGCUGUGCAAUACCACCUCCCCGCUGUUUUCUGCCUGUUUAGAAGCUUCUCCUGCUCUAGUGUUGUACUUCCAAUGUGUCCACAUCAAGUUUCUGUACAGUGCUUCUUCUUCUUCUUUUAUUUUUUUAGUUUUUCUCGCCCUGUUGUGUUUGUGUGUUUCCUCCACCAGUGAUGCACUGAGCCAACUACAGAUACGAAAAGGUGAUCCUCAGUCUUAGCCAAUCAGAAACUCCCUCCCCGUCCUGAGCAUUCGUACGGUCCGAAAUUCAGACUCCCGUCGAGUCCUUUUUACCUUCAGGAAAAACCGAACAGCCACAGCAGAUGUCUCAGCUCCACCCGGAGGCGCUAACGUUGUUAAUGAAGUGUUAGUGGACGCGAGGCCCUGGCCUGCAGAUUAGUUUGGAGGCUUUAAUGAGACGUUAAAUGUGGAUUUUCUAGCAGAUCCGAGGACGGAUCCAAGGAUCUGGCCCACAGUCAGAUGAUAUAUAUAAAUAUAAAUAUAUAUAUAUAUAUAUAGCACAAACCUUCAAAGAGGGGACAAUGCUCUGCUGCACAAAAACUUAAAUCAAUGCUGGGAUGUACAGUUGAAAGGGGCAAUAAUCGAUGGGGGAUGAAGUCGUUUUCUAUUGAUCGUGUCUGUUCCGUGUACAUGUUGUGUGUGUGUGUCUGUGUGCACAUGGCUUCUCAUAGAGAUAAACAGGGUCGUGUUCCUCCGUUAGCGCCGGUUAGCGUGUCCUGACGUAGCAGUGAGUGUUGUUGUGACCGUGUCUCAGUCUGUUACGACGCCACCAUCAGUUUUUAACGGUGGCUCUAGGAACGACCCCCCCCCCCCCCCCCCCCCCACCACCACCAGGUCCCAGACAGCGUCUCCAUGGAGACGUCUGCACCCGGAUGCUGGUUUCCAACUCUAGAAACCAUCACCCUCCGUGCAGCUCGUCUGUGACUUCACAUUCAAAUCUAAAACAUUCGGGUCUUCUGAGGAAAAACUGUCCUUUCACCGUCGUCCAUUUAACGCAGUGGUUUGUCUUUUCAUGUCUUUGCACUUCACCCUGACAACAACACACAGCCCCCCCCCCCCCCCCUCCCCCCCCAUCCUGGGCCAACCUGACUGUUACUGUGUCCUCUGUAUAUAGGUAAACGCCGUUCAUGUGUUUCUAGACGUGCUCUCUGUGACGUGGUCGACGCCCCCAUCGGAUGACGUUUCUGUACGUGGGACGAUUUCUUGCUGUAUCCGUGUUGAAUGGUUGUGUUUUUGAAGGUGUCAUGAUCCAGGGAGGGAGGGAGGGUGGAGGGAGGGGGGGUGGGUAUUAAUGUUUGUGAUGUUUGUGUCCAUCUGGAGGCGGAAGGGGGAGGGAGGGGAGGGGGGAGGGAGGGGAGGGAAGUCAAGGGUCAACUAUCACAACUGGUCUAUACCAAGAGUGUCUUCAUCCAGGAGGGGGACAGGACAGGGUCUGUCCUCUUCAACACAGGAACAUUUUUUUGCACCAAAGUCAUCAUCAAAGCGCAGCUUCUUCUUCUUCUUCUUCAAGGUUCACUACGGACGGACGCCACCAGAACUCAAAGGAUUCCUCGCUUUUAUUUUCUAGAGACAAAAGAGAAACUGUCUUUCUUUUUGCAUGAUUAAGUGUCGUCUUUUUAUUGGCUCGUGUGCCCGGUAAAAGCAUGAACCAUGUGUGAACUCUCACUUACCGGCGUGUGUGGAAAACGUUAAGGAAAUUUUUCUCCAUGAGAUUUUUUUACUUACCUCUCUCUCUGUCUCUGUCUCUGUCGACGUGGACGUUCAUUGACAUUCAUGCGCAGCGGUUUUACAGCGGGAGGCUCUGGUAACGGUUUGAAGGCCGCCUCGCAUGCAGACGUGCAACCUGCAAGUUUCCCCCAUCCAACUUCAAACCCCGUUACUGUGACUGCGUCUCUGUAAAACGUCAUGGAUGUCAAUGCCGGUUUAUCACCUAGCUAGCCAGACAUGCAGUCUUGUAAAAAUCGCUCUUUAUUAAAAGCGUUGCUAUUUUCAA